GGAGCAGCAGGGGGAAACGUCUAGGAGACACAAGAGUAGAUGGUCCUCCAAAGAGCACCUCUGCCACUUCUACUGGAUCCCUCUGAAAGAUGAGGAGAGAGAAAGACGCACGUUGAGAGACAUCCUCCAUGGAGCAUGAUGGGACUCUGAAGCGUUGCGGUCGAGGUGUCUUGUGACCCCAGACAUUUGCAUCGCUAACUUUGCUGGAAAGCUGGCAUGGAACAACACGGACAUCUCUGAGACAACAUUAUAAGAGUACAAAGUUAUUUAGGUCAGGAACUCUUUUAAAGGAACCAACUGAAGACGAGAAGGAAGGUUUUGUUCCCAAGUAGUGAAGGUUGCUAGAAGAAGAAAAGCCAUGGAUGUAGCUACAGAAGGUUCUCAGGGAGUUGCGGUUAGCAAGGCUCACAAGGAUCAGUUCAAGACCACGGUGCAGGCCGCCAUACGGGAAGUACACGUGGAUGUAAGUGCCUUCAAGCAACGCAUAGAGCAGAGGAUCGACGAGCUGUGCGUUUCCAAUGGACCCUUGGCCGCGGCGGUGGCCCGUCUGGAAGAGGAGAACCAGCAGCUCAGGGCGCAGCUGGAGGCCCUCAGCCGCCUGGUGGAGGGUCUCGUUGGAGUAAAAGUGGAGAGUCGCCGCGCCGAGGCGAAGAGUAAGGUUGUGGGGGAGAGUAUAGAGAAUGGACAUGUGCAAGUAUCAAGUGGCCAGACCCAGGAAGAGAAGAGGCAUUUGCUUUAUUCUGGAAGGUCAGAGGAAAGUCUGUCGAGUCGGUCCACGUCCACAUUAUCGGAGCUGUCCGUGUGCAGUGAAGGAUCCAGCUAUGCUGCCGCUGUUGCCAGAAACACCACCGCUGCCCCUCCAUGGAGAGCAAAGAGACAAAGUGACAUCAAUGGAGCAGACACUAAAGGAGAGAGAAAGUUCACUGCCGCUGCACAAGAGAAUGAAUGUUCACCAGUGGACUGUGACGCGGCACAGGCGUCUGGAGCUGUUCCUCAGUCUCACCAGCCUCUCACUGCCGUCACAAAACCAAACCCAGAGACAGAGUCUGCCACGAUUCACACACAGGAAACGCCCAGAGCAUCUGACCAGGAAACACCAGGUCCUCUGACCAAACCUCAUCUUCCUCUCACUGCAGUGAUGAAGGUCACCUCUGAAGCGCCAUCUCUUCACCAGGCUCCUGCCUCCGUUUCCAAAGCAACGAAAGAAACUCCAGUGGAGCCCUCUGCUGAUGUUGAUGAACCUAAGCCACAUCUGCCUGUCACUGCCAUGAAAACCAAACCCACUCCUGAGGCUCCGCCUACAACCAAUCCUGCUCAAACUACAUCUUCAGUGACAAAAACAACUGAGGCUUCCACGGUGGAGGCAGGAGAGAGUUUGUCCACUAGAGCCGUGUCUGGAGUGAAAGUCUCUCAGGAUCAACCAGGUUCUGGGUCUCAGGCACAUUUUCCCCUCACGGCUGUGACCAGAAGCAGCUCUGAGACACCUGCUCCAGCUAAAUCUGACACAAGUCCUGGUUCUGCUCUGAAUCCUUCAGUGCCAGACUCCCCGACAAUGAAACGAGGAGAAUAUCCAUUCAGACGUGACGUCGGUGAACCUAAGCCACUGUUGCCUCUCUCUGCCAUGUCCAAACCCAACACAGAGUCUUCAUCAUCAACAUCAGCAGCUACAUCAGCUCAGUCUGUGACUUUGUCAGCAUCACAGGACUCAAUAGUAAAAUCUGGGGAAUAUCCCUUUAAGCGGGCACCAGUUCUGAAAACACAGAGUCCGAGUCUGAAGAGAAGUGUGAGUUUCCCUCAGUCUGCAGAAAAGUUACUUCCCUCCAAAUCAAUCAUAAAAUCCGGUUUCUCACCAAGUCUGGACAAGAAAAUGAACAAACCAGCAUCUGUUGAGUUUAAACAGGAUCUCAUGAAAUCACAGACACUUCCCCGCGCUAACGGGGCUCAGGCCAAACGGGCUCUUUUUGAGAGGAUGAACUCGGAGCCGACCAAGCCUAAAGACCCGAAGCCUAAACUGAAGCGCUCUCAGAGUUUCGGUAUGUCCAGUGCCAGCGGCAUCAAACAAAUUCUACUGGAGUGGUGCCGCUCGAAAACCAUUGGCUAUCAGAACAUUGACAUUCAGAACUUCUCGUCCAGCUGGAGUGAUGGGAUGGCUUUUUGUGCUCUGGUUCACUCCUUCUUCCCUCUGGAGUUUGAUUACAACAAGCUGGACCCCACAAACCGCAAACACAACCUGUCGCUGGCUUUCACCACUGCAGAGGAGCAGGCGGACUGUCUCCGUCUGAUCGAGGUGGAGGACAUGAUGGACAUGGGGGACAAGCCGGACCCCAUGUGUGUGUUUACGUACGUCCAGUCCCUCUACAGCCACCUGAAGACGUUUGAAUGACUCUGUAUCAGAGAAGACGUUUUUAACCACAGUGUGUUGUGAACACUUGGAUAUAAGUUGAAAACCAGCCAAUGAUAAUAGGAAAAACUGUUAAAUCACAUGUGAAGAGUUUUAUACUGUAUGUGCGUGUGUGUGUGUGUGUGUGUGUGGUCACCAGUUUCCCCUGUAGUAUUGGUAGAUAAAUACUGAGUUAUUAAAGUGUAGUGUCUUA
Molecule: messenger RNA, 2594 nt
Organism: Solea senegalensis (Senegalese sole)
Lineage: Eukaryota; Metazoa; Chordata; Actinopteri; Pleuronectiformes; Soleidae
Product: smoothelin-like protein 2
Exons: 14
Coding region: 359-2383 (674 amino acids)
Biological process (GO): actin cytoskeleton organization
Cellular component (GO): microtubule organizing center; filamentous actin
Molecular function (GO): protein binding
Source: RefSeq, a predicted model, not a curated record